GAGACUUGCCGGUCGACUUGUCUCGAGAUACAGGUCUUUUUCUACUAGAGUCGGUGCUCGCUCGCACACGCGUUCGCCUAGUGUCAGUGUGUGAGAGUGUCUGUGUGAGUGUCAGAGUGACAGUUCGUAAACACAAGCCAUGUGGUACCUCAGGAAUGGACGCUCCGUCUUCGACAGGGAUGCGUUUCAGAGACCCGCUCCAGAUGACCACCGCAUCUACAGGCCGUCCACCUCGCGGCCGCCCGUCGCCAUAUCGGGGGCGUCCGGGGGGUCCGCGGUGUCGUCCACCACGUCCAUGGCGGCGUCCGAGUGCGGCAGCACCACCCUGCUGCUGCCCAGCCGCCACCAGCCCAAGCUGCAGCCGCACGCCCCCAAGGCGCCCGCCAAGGUGCCCGUCGUGUCCACCGUCUCGUCCUGCUCGUCCGUGGCGGUGAGCGACUGCGGCAGCGGGUCCCUGUUGCUGCCGGCCACCCCGGCGCACCAGGCCGCCACCGCCACGGGGCCGCGCGCGCACAAGCCCAACUGCCGCCACCACCCCGACAAGCAGUACCUGCGCGACAAGGAGGGCGACAUGCGCGAGAGGAACCUGCUGCUGGCCGCCCCCACCCUGCAGGGCCUCCGCAAGGGCGACGCCAAGUACCAGGAGGUGCCCGACGACGACGAGUCCGAGCUGGAGACGCUGGCCGACGAGGAGGCCGGCCACGCGGGGCGCACCGGCAGCAUGUGGCCACAGGUGAUGGCGGCCCUGUCCGUGUCCCUGGGCUCCAUGGUGGUGGGCUUCGCGUCCGCCUACACCUCCCCGGCAGAGACGAGCAUGAUCAAGGAGCUCAACAUGUCCGACUCCGCAUGGUCCUGGACCGGCAGCCUGAUGCCCCUCGGAGCGCUCGGCGGCGGCAUCGCGGGCGGCCCGCUCAUCGAAGGCAUCGGCAGGAGGACCACCAUCCUGGCCACCGCAGUGCCCUUCAUCAUCUCGUGGUUCCUGAUCGCGCUUGCCAACAACGUCAUCAUGGUGCUGAGCGGGCGCGCCAUCGCCGGCUUCUGCGUGGGCAUCGCGUCGCUGUCCCUGCCCGUGUACCUGGGCGAGACGGUGCAGCCCGAGGUGCGCGGCACGCUGGGCCUCAUGCCCACCACGCUGGGUAACACGGGCAUCCUCUUCUGCUUCCUCAUGGGCAAGUUCCUGGACUGGGACAACCUGGCCAUGCUGGGCGGCGUGCUGCCCGUGCCCUUCCUCGUCUGCAUGUUCCUCAUCCCCGAGACGCCGCGCUGGUACAUGUCCAAAGGCAAGCCCAAGGAGGCGCGCAAGGCCCUGCAGUGGCUGCGAGGCAGCAAGACCGACAUCUCCCACGAGAUGGGCGAGAUCGAGCGCGUGGCCAACGAGGCCGAGAAGAACGCCGGCGACUCCUCGCAGUGCAGCGAGCUCUUCAGCCGCGCCAACAUCAAGCCCCUCCUCAUCACCAUCGGCCUCAUGUUCUUCCAGCAGAUGUCCGGCAUCAACGCCGUCAUCUUCUACGCCACCAAGAUCUUCAAGGACGCGGGCAGCACCAUCGAGCCCAGCCUGUGCACCAUCAUCAUCGGCGUGGUCAACUUCAUGUCCACGUUCGUGGCCACCAUCCUGAUCGACCGCCUGGGCCGCAAGAUCCUGCUCUACAUGUCGAGCGUGGGCAUGACCAUCACCCUCGGCACCCUGGGCAGCUUCUUCUUCGUGCGUGACGUCAUGGAGGUCAAGCUGCAGGAGCUGGGCUACGGCUGGAUCCCGCUCGCCUGCCUCGUCAUCUACGUCGUGGCCUUCUCCGUGGGCUUCGGCCCCGUGCCCUGGCUCAUGAUGGGCGAGAUCCUUCCAGCCAACAUCAGAGGCACGGCCGCGUCGCUCGCCACCGCCUUCAAUUGGUCGUGCACCUUCCUGGUCACCCUCACCUUCCAGCAGAUCAUGACCGGCAUGGGCCAGCACGGCGGCUUCUGGAUGUUCGGCACCGUGUGCUGCAUAGGGCUGUUCUUCGUCAUCUUCUUCGUGCCCGAGACGCAGGGCAAGAGCUUGGAGGACAUCGAGAAGAAGAUGACCGGGCAACGCAUCAGGCGAAUGUCCAGUGUGGCCAACCUCAAGCCCCUGCCUAUGGCCGUGUAGACGCGUGGACGGACCACCUGUGCCACCUGCGUUGCUGGCAACGUGAAAAAAAAAUCUGGCAUCCGGUAUUUGAACCCAGGCCCACUCGCCUUCCACAAAGGCAGGCCCAUCACGGUGGAACGCGCCCGCGCACCCGCAGAGCACCCAGCCAGUGGUGUCUCGGGGCGGCACGCGGCACGCACGCAAGGAUCCGAGGAUUCACCAAAGAAAGCCCACUGGGGCAAACGCGGCGUCUCGUUAGUCGUUACACGGUGCCAAAAAGUGAUGUCACAUAGUGCCACAGGGUACCGCUCAGCGGUCUCGCUAGUCAGCAACACACCAAAGCUCUCUGAUACAUUGUAGAUAUCACAAUAUCACUGGAAGGAAGCGUUCCAUCUUUUUAGUCGACAAGAGGAAACCUUAUCGUCAAUUUUAAUAUUACUGAAAUGUUAAGCACAAGUUCCUUUAGGUAAAAUUUUAAAUUGACCGUUCAGUUUGGCAAUAAUAGUCAGUUAGAAAAUAUUUGGCAGGCGCCAGAAAAAAAUGUCUUUGAAAGCUUAAUUUUUAUUUUUAUUUAUGACCAUAGCACAAAAGGUGUGUGCAGGAUUAGGUACCACGUAGUACUACGUACUACGCAGCUUGUCCUGCCAGGACACUGCAAGGUUUGUAGCUCAAAGAGGCGCACUCGAUCGGUCGGAAACCGAACACGCGAAUCUCCCAUUCCUCUUAUUAGAUACCAGUAGGAUAUUAGUAGGAAACGUGAUCUGACUAUUAGUGUGAUUUUUUUUUUCCUUUGAGGUUGUACAAUGGGAAUAUUUCACUCUUAAGUGUCAUUCCUUUGUACCACUCAAUAAUUUUAGUGUUAUUUAUUUAUUGCAAUUAUUGUAGAUAGGUAGAUUUUCAUAUUUCUUGUUGUCAACCCACUCGUCACCCACCCAACCAACAAAUUUGACGUUGACAAAGUGACCCUCACACUGUCAAUACAUUCCACUGUAUAAAUAACCCAUGAGAGAAGUGAGCUGAUUAAUGCACACUCCCCUAAUGCAUUUCCCUUUCCCCAAAUGUAUAUAAUAUUAUGAGAUUCGUUUUAUGUCGGCUGUGCGUCAAUUCAAGACUGGCAAUAUUCUUAGCCAAAUCUCUGAUAAUAGUAAUAAAGUUUUUAAUAAUUUUACUUCUGAUAACAAUAAUAAGCAAACCUAAGAUGUUUAAUAAAUUUUUCUUGUUGAAAUUAGAUUAUAGUUUCUACUGUUACAUUUUUGAGAUUGUUGACUGUUGUGGUGUCUUUGAGGUAGGGUGGCAGCUAUCACAUUCCUAAACAAACUGUACUUUGAUGGUUCUAAAACCAGAACCUCUUUCUAAAAAAAUUAACAAGCUGAAGAAAGCACAGAUUGUCAUGUAGCCCUGCCUAAGGGAAACAAGAAUGUGAUGAUAAAAUAAAACUCAAUUAAAAACUGA
Messenger RNA from Thrips palmi, 3556 nucleotides. RefSeq names its product facilitated trehalose transporter Tret1-like. Gene Ontology annotation, cellular component: membrane. The coding region runs from base 140 to 2122 and encodes 660 amino acids. Gene Ontology annotation, biological process: carbohydrate transport; transmembrane transport. The record is from RefSeq and is a predicted model, not a curated record. The transcript is spliced from 8 exons. Gene Ontology annotation, molecular function: sugar transmembrane transporter activity. Lineage: Eukaryota; Metazoa; Arthropoda; Insecta; Thysanoptera; Thripidae.